Microdochium trichocladiopsis is the source of this 1104-nucleotide messenger RNA. RefSeq lists its product as uncharacterized. Gene Ontology annotation, molecular function: metalloexopeptidase activity. Gene Ontology annotation, biological process: proteolysis. Lineage: Eukaryota; Fungi; Ascomycota; Sordariomycetes; Xylariales; Microdochiaceae. The transcript is spliced from 2 exons. The record is from RefSeq and is a predicted model, not a curated record. Bases 1 to 1104 code for a protein of 367 amino acids.
AUGGUGGAUCGCUUCGUCAAGCUCCGGGCUGAGCCCCUCGAGGGCGAGCCCAUGUACACGCUCGAGUUUGCCGACGGCACGACUCGCCAAGUGACCGAGGACGAGAAGUGGGCUCUCAAGCGGGCCCACAUCCGCUUCUUCGACAUCACUGACCAGGGAGACGAGCUGGCAGUCUUCUCGCCCCCGUCCGUCCAGGCCUUUGCCGACGGCGAGAUGACCAUCCAGGCGUUCCCUACCACGCUGACCCAGGGCACGGCCGUGCGCAGCCUGAUCGCCAAGUACAGCAUCGACAACGUGCGCACGACGCUGACCAAGUUCUCGAGCUUCUUCAACCGGUACUACCGGUCCACGUACGGCGUGCAGUCCGCGCAGUGGCUGUUCGACACGGUCUCCGCGACCAUCGCGGCGAGCGGCGCCAAGAACGUCUCGGUGCGCAAGGUGACGCACACCUUUUCCCAGUUCUCCGUCGUCGCCACCAUCACGGGCACCUCGGCCAAGACGGUCGUGGUCGGCGCGCACCAGGACUCGAUCAACCAGGGCAACCCGAGCAACGGGGAGGCCGCGGGCGCCGACGACGACGGGUCGGGCUCCAUGGCGAUCCUCGAGGCCUUCCGCGUGCUGCUGACCGACGCCAAGAUCGUGGCGGGCCAGGCCCCCAACACGCUCGAGUUCCACUGGUACGCCGCCGAGGAAGGCGGGCUGCUCGGGUCGCAGGCCAUCUUCCAGCAGUACGCGCGCGACGGCCGCAACGUGGCCGCCAUGCUCCAGCAGGACAUGGUGGGCUACUCGCCCAAGGGCGUGUUCGGCGUCAUCACCGACAACGUGAGCAGCACGCUCACGAGCUUCACCCGGCUCGUCAUCGGCGCGUACACGAGCAUCAAGAGCGUCGACACCAAGUGCGGGUACGCCUGCAGCGACCACGCCUCGGCCACCCGCAGCGGGUACCCCAGCGCGUUCGUCUUCGAGGCCAGCUUCAGCGACAGCAACCCCAACAUCCACAGCGUGAGGGACACGAUCGACAAGGUCAACUUCCCGCACGUGCUGGAGCACGGGAAGCUGAUCCUGGGGUUCAUGUAUGAGCUUGCUUUUGCUCCUAACAUUUGA